AUGGCAUUAUGUUGCUCCGGUGAAUAUAAUCAAGAGAUGUGUGUCACAGGUGUAGCCCGCGACAUUCCUCUCCAUGUCACAAAAUCUGACAAAGGACCUGGUGGCAUAAAUAUAGAUGAGCAAGUGCAAAUGCGUAACGCAGUAAGUCUCACGCGAUUGGAUAUUGAGAAGGUACCACAAAUCUCCUCUCCCAAAAAGGACAAGAAUCUAUGCUUCGCCCAACUAGUCGCCAGCACUCCCGACGCAAGUUUCGCGGACAUAACCACGGAUGAACCAACCAUAGUCGUGAUCCUCAACCGCAAUUUAUUAUCACCUAUGAAACCAUCUCACGCUCCAGCAAAAGAGAUCAAAGGCCCAACCAAGGUGCCAGCCAUUCGACCAAUAGCUGGGAUAAAGUGA
This is a messenger RNA of Echinostoma caproni, 399 nucleotides long. Lineage: Eukaryota; Metazoa; Platyhelminthes; Trematoda; Plagiorchiida; Echinostomatidae. The record is from the annotation of a GenBank genome assembly.